This is a messenger RNA of Populus nigra (black poplar), 2283 nucleotides long. RefSeq names its product ATP-dependent 6-phosphofructokinase 3-like. Gene Ontology annotation, molecular function: 6-phosphofructokinase activity; ATP binding. Bases 318 to 1976 code for a protein of 552 amino acids. Gene Ontology annotation, biological process: glycolytic process; fructose 6-phosphate metabolic process. Lineage: Eukaryota; Viridiplantae; Streptophyta; Magnoliopsida; Malpighiales; Salicaceae. The record is from RefSeq and is a predicted model, not a curated record. Gene Ontology annotation, cellular component: cytoplasm. The transcript has 13 exons.
CUUUUGCUUGUGAUUUCAAUUCAAUUCAGUUUAUAUAUUUUAGUACUAGUUCAAGGAAGACCUGAAUCCCUUGUGCCAAGAAAAAAAAAAACAAAACAAAAAAAACAUAAUCAUAAAAGAAAAGGAAAGAUAUUUUAUUGCUUGCCACCUAUUUGUUAAUUUGUUUGGUUAGAAAACCAGCAACAUCUUCGCCCAAAAUAAGAAGAACCUCAAGAAAACGGAGGUCAACGAUGUCUGUGCUAUAAUAAGUAUGGGCGGUGUCUGUCUGAUUCCUAAUCCCUUGUAUUUACUUACCGGUUGGAUUUCUCAGUCAUUGCAUGGAUUCGAUUUUCGCUCCUAAAUCAUCGUCUAUUUCCUCAUUAUCAUCAUCAGCUCUCCUUUCACGGUUUCUCGAAGCUUCGAGUUCUAGGAAAUUAUCUUCGCUUACUUUCAUUGGUUCCCGUCCCUUUCGACCCUCAUCAUAUUCAACAACAUUCGCCAUGGCAUCCAAUGAUGUCUCCAAGCCCAAAAUCAUCACCGGUGAUUUUGGUUAUGUUCUUGAAGACGUUCCUCAUUUCACCGAUUACAUUCCCGAUCUUUCUACUUAUUCCAAUCCUCUACAGGACAAUCCUGCUUUCUCUGUUGUCAAGCAAUAUUUUGUCCAUGUGGAUGAUUCUGUUCCACAAAAGAUUGUGGUUCACAAGGAUAGUCCCAGAGGGAUACAUUUCCGUCGCGCCGGACCCCGUCAAAAGGUCUAUUUUGAUUCCGAUGAAGUUCAUGCUUGCAUCGUCACAUGUGGGGGUCUGUGCCCAGGACUCAACACUGUAAUUAGAGAAAUAGUGUACAGCUUGUACCAUAUGUAUGGUGUGACAACAGUGCUGGGCAUAGAUGGUGGAUACAGGGGUUUCUAUGCUCGAAACACAAUUCCUCUGACGCCUAAGGUCGUGAAUGACAUUCAUAAACGUGGUGGAACCAUCCUUGGGACAUCACGAGGUGGCCAUGAUACUUCAAAAAUUGUUGACAGCAUUCAGGAUCGGGGCAUCAAUCAGGUUUAUAUUAUCGGAGGAGAUGGAACUCAGAAAGGGGCAUCGGUGAUAUUUGAGGAAAUUAGAAGGCGAGGUCUCAAAGUCGUAGUUGCUGGAAUUCCCAAAACCAUUGAUAACGACAUUCCGGUCAUUGACAAGUCCUUCGGCUUUGACACUGCUGUUGAGGAGGCCCAGCGUGCUAUUAAUGCAGCACAUGUCGAGGCUGAAAGUGUAGAGAAUGGUAUUGGUCUUGUGAAGUUGAUGGGCCGCUACAGCGGGUUAAUUGCAAUGUAUGCUACUCUUGCUAGCCGAGAUGUGGAUUGUUGCCUGAUUCCAGAGUCACCUUUUUAUCUAGACGGGAAAGGUGGGCUUUUUGAAUACAUAGAGAAACAACUGAAAGAAAAUGGGCACAUGGUUAUUGUGAUAGCCGAAGGUGCCGGACAGGAGCUGCUUUCUGAAAGCAUGCAAUCAAGGAACCAACAAGAUGCUUCAGGAAACAAGCUUCUUCAAGAUGUUGGGUUGUGGAUUUCACAGGGAAUCAAGGACUAUUUUUCAAGGCAGAAGACGAUGGCUAUAAACCUUAAAUAUAUAGAUCCUACAUAUAUGAUCCGUGCCGUACCUAGCAAUGCAUCUGACAAUGUGUACUCCACACUUCUGGCUCAAAGUGCUGUGCAUGGAGCAAUGGCUGGUUAUACAGGCUUUACUAGUGGUCUCGUUAAUGGAAGGCAAACAUACAUACCCUUCUAUCGAAUCAUUGAAAAACAGAACAAAGUGGUUAUAACAGAUAGGAUGUGGGCUAGGCUCUUAUCGUCAACAAAUCAGCCAAGCUUUAUGAGUGAUAAAGAUGUCAUUGAAGACAAAACGGAGUGUAUCUCUGGAGAAAAGAAAGAGGAAGACCCAGCAACCCAGUUUUUGGAUAAUGGGAAUCGUGCUGAUGGAGUUCUGGAGAAUAAAGAGGUCAGCUCCGUGUGAUUCCGAAUAAAACCAUAAUGAUCAAUAGAUUGCUACUAUCAUUGCUUAGCCCGCAAUUAUGUACUCCCUCUAUGUUCCUACAGCUCUCGGUUCUGUUGCAUUAGUCGUGUUCCAAGGUCAAUUUCUGCUUCUGUUUUAUUUAAGUGGAUUAGGAAAAGAUAGAUCAUUCUGCGAGGACCUUAUUCUCAGAGAUAAAUAAUUUAUGCUUGUGGGGGACAACAAAUUUGCAAGGGGAGAGUUGGCUCAUGAGCCGAACAGUAUAGUAUACAAUGCGUGGCUUGUAUUUUAAGCAUUUUUUUGCACUGUA